AUGGAGACUCAGACAAAGGAAUUCUUCGAAGAGGAAACUCGUUGCCAGAAUGAUGAACAGCAGAACGAGCAAAAUCAGGACGCCUGGAUUCAAGGCAAAGAUACCCAGAGCGGUAAUUCUUUUGAGGAGGAAAUUAACAGGCUAAAGACUCUGUUGGAUGCAGAAAGAGCCAGAUUCAACGAGGAACACCAAAGAGCAAACGACUUGGAAAAAGAACUGCAUGACGCGAAACUCAAGAUAGAAAAACGCGAGUUUAAUGAAAACGACGUGGUCGAAUGCAGUGAGGCAAAAAAAGGAUCCAAUGCCAGUGACGACAUCCGGUACUCUGAGCUCCUCAUGGAAAAUAAAGCCCUUCAACAUCAGCUAAGAUCUUCCCAAGAUAAAGAGGCACUUUUACAGAGAGAGAUGGAGGAAAGUACGGCCUUAUACCAAGAAGUCCUGGCUAAGCUUCAAAAUGAUAUUGUUAAUCUGUCAGAGCAGGUGGUGACGUUGCAGGAAGAGCUGGAAAUGGAAAGAACAUCUAACUGUAAAACAAAUACAAACAAGAAGUUUUUUAAGAUCCUGAAAGAUGAAAACACAGCUCAGAGUACAGAACUGAAAAAGGCCAUGGCACUGCUGAGAAAGACGUCUGCAGAGAAGGAGAGGCAUCUUCAGGAAGAGCUGAAGAAGAUGAACGACUCACACCAGGAACUUAACACCAAUUAUCAAACUUCUGUACGGCAAGCGGAGUCAUUCAGGAAGAAGCUAAGCGACAAUGAAGUUGCUCAUGCUGAAGUAGUGAAGAUGAAUCAGACACUAAUUGCGGUUCUAGAAGCUGAGAAGGAGGCUCUUCACCAACAACUUUGUCAACAACAGAAAGAGCUUGAGCAAGUCAAAGACAUAAAUCUGGAAAUGGUUCAGAAGUAUGAAAACGACAUUUUAGGACUUAAAGAAGAAAUAGAAACAAUGGAGCAGGAGCACAGGGAUGAGAGAUAUCGUCAUGCUGAGGUUGAAAUACGGAAUGGUAAGAGAGCCAAAUUCCUCCAUGCUGAAAAGAACAUGCUACAGAAAGAACUGGAUGAAGUGAAACGCAGGUUGUUUUUGAAUGAAGUAAAAUAUAAAGAAGAGCUGGAGGCAUCAACAGCUGAAAUUGAACACCAAAUUGCACGCAACCAUAAGCUGUCGGAGGACCUAAAACAGAAUGCCGAAGCAAAGGCUGCCGUCCCGGUGAAGAAGCCAUUUUUGAAAAAGCUUCGCCAUGCUCUGGGUUUGAGGAAACCCGAAAAAUGGAAGAGAAAGCAGGCUGCUGAAGAAAAUGUUUAAUGCUUUUCUAGGUGAGGGGCCAAGACCAUCAAGCUUCUCACCAUAAUGGAUGGAUGUAUGGAUGGGUGAAGAUUUGUAAGUCAUUAGCUACGACCACAUCA
Molecule: messenger RNA, 1403 nt
Organism: Xiphophorus couchianus (Monterrey platyfish)
Lineage: Eukaryota; Metazoa; Chordata; Actinopteri; Cyprinodontiformes; Poeciliidae
Product: myosin-3-like
Exons: 1
Coding region: 1-1302 (433 amino acids)
Source: RefSeq, a predicted model, not a curated record